Molecule: messenger RNA, 10820 nt
Organism: Danio rerio (zebrafish)
Lineage: Eukaryota; Metazoa; Chordata; Actinopteri; Cypriniformes; Danionidae
Source: RefSeq, a predicted model, not a curated record
AAAGUUGGGAACAACCCCCUAUUUAGUGUCAGGUUGUGCUGAGAAACCUCCCAUUCUCUCCUAGGCUUUCCCUCAGUGCUGGAGCAGCGAGUCUGACUGCAGGACAUCGGCUUUACAUCUCUGAGACCCGCGCAGUUUUACAGAUUAAGUAAUGAGCUGCUGACUGUGUGUGUGUAAACAUGAAGAUCAGGUUGUCUUUGGCCGCUGCUGCGCUCUUGACUCUAGUACUCAGUUCAGUAGAGGCUCAAGUGGAGCCUCCGUCAGACUUAAAAUUUAAAAUCCUGAAUGAAAACACAGUGCAAAUGUCAUGGAGGAAGCCCUCGUCUCAGAUACAGGGCUACAGAAUACAGGUCACGUCAGAUACAGAUGAUUCUAAAGAAUUGAGUCUUCCUGCCUCGUCCACAAGCACAUCAAUUACAGAUCUAACUCCAGAUGUAGACUAUUCAGUGUCAAUCAAUUCAUAUGAUGGUGCUGAAGAAAGUAUCCCUAUCCUUGGACAAAUCACAAUUCAAUCCAGCAACACAAGUGGACCAAGGAGGCCACAGUCAGAGGCUGUCAAGUGUUCAGUGAGUGCCGUUGCGGAUCUGGUUUUCCUGGUGGACGGCUCUUGGAGUGUGGGAAGAGAAAACUUUAGAUUUAUCCGGAGUUUCAUUGGGGCCAUGGCCGGGGCCUUCGACAUUGAAGAGGAUAAGACCAGAGUGGCUGUGGUUCAGUACAGCUCGGACACCAGGACAGAGUUCAGUCUAAACACACAUUUCAGACGACCCGAUGUCCUGCGAGCCAUUAAAAAUCUGCCGUACAAGGGUGGAAAUACCAUGACGGGUGAUGCAAUGGACUAUCUGGUGAAAAACACGUUCACUCAGGCGGCUGGAGCCAGGAAAGGCUUCCCAAAAGUGGCCAUGAUCAUCACAGAUGGAAAAUCUCAAGACCCCGUAGAGGAGUACGCCGAACGGUUGAGGAACAUCGGAGUGGAGAUCUUUGUGCUGGGUAUCAAAGGAGCAGAUGAGGACGAGCUGAAGGAGAUCGCCUCCAGACCCCAUAGCAAGCAUGUCUAUAACGUCCCCAACUUCGACAUGAUCAAUCAGGUCCAGAAGGCGCUCAUCACUGAAGUUUGCUCUGGCGUGGAGGAGCAGCUAAAUUCCCUUGUAAGCGGGGAGGAAGUUGUCGAACCAGCUUCCAACCUCAGAGUGACAGAUAUCUCCUCCAAAUCCAUGAGAAUUGCGUGGGAUUCAUCUCCUGGUGAUAUCACAGGCUAUAAGCUGCAGGUUUUUCCCACUAUUGCGAGCGCCAAAAAGCAGGAGCUCUACACUGGGCCCACGAUGACCUUGGCCAAUGUCAGAGACCUGACGCCUGAGAUGGAGUAUGAGAUCAGUCUGUUUGCUCUCAAAGGUCUGACUCCUAGUGUGCCGCAAGUUGUCACUGAGAAAACUCAGCCAGUGAAAGUAUUUACAGAGUGUUCCCUAGAGGUGGAUGUCCAAGCUGACAUUGUCCUCCUGGUGGAUGGGUCAUAUAGUAUAGGACUGCCUAACUUUGCGAAGGUUAGAGCUUUCCUCGAAGUACUUGUGAAUUCUUUUGACAUCGGACCUAACAAAGUGCAGAUCAGCUUGGUUCAGUACAGCAGGGAUCCUCACACUGAGUUCGCCUUGAAUAAAUUCGAUGACAAUGCAGCCAUGGUCAAGGCGGUCCGCACCUUCCCCUACCGAGGUGGAUCCACCAACACCGGCAAGGCCAUGACAUAUGUGAGGGAAAAGAUCUUUGUUUCGGGCCGUGGCGCUCGUGAUAACGUCCCCCGAGUCAUGGUGCUUAUCACAGACGGCAAGUCCUCAGAUUCUUUCAAAGACCCCGCCAACAAACUGAGGGAUACAGAUGUGGAGAUUUUUGCAGUGGGAGUAAAAGAUGCCGUACGAUCUGAGCUGGAGGCUAUCGCCAAUGUUCCUGCUGAUAACCAUGUGUUUGAGGUGGAGGACUUUGAUGCUUUCGAGCGGAUCUCCAAGGAGCUGACCGCGUCCAUCUGCCUCAGAAUUGAGCAGGAGCUCCAUAACAUCAGGAAAAGAAGUUUGCUUCCCCCAAAGUCACUGAGCUUCUCUGAGGUGACCUCCAGGAGUUUCAGGACCUCAUGGGUUUCUGAUGGAGAGGAUAUCCUGUCUUUUCUGGUGCGCUUCAGGCCAGCGGCGGACCUAACUGGAGACUACAUCUCUCUGGUGGUUCCCCAUGACAUCACCAGUACAAUUCUGCCCAAUCUCACGCCACUCACCACCUACGAAGUUAACGUCAUUGCUCAGUAUGAUAAAGGAGACAGCUUUCCUUUGACGGGCGAGGAGACCACUUUAGAAGAGUUGGGUUCUGUUCGUAACCUGAUGGUGAGCGAGGAGGCUGUGGACCGCUUUCGGGUGUCGUGGAGAGCUGCUCCAGGAUUAGUGCUGAGGUACAGACUGCUCUACGAGCCUGUGAGCGGAGGGGAUAAACUGGAAGCAGAGACUGAUGGGAAUCAGGUCACCACUGUGCUCAAUGAACUACUACCGGUCACUACUUACCGGGUCACCGUUUACCCUGAGUACGCAAGUGGAAGGGGUCCCUCCAUGGACACUGAAGGCACCACCAAAGAAGUUCGAGGUUCUCCACGCGACUUAAGGGUCUUCAAUGAGACGGUGUCUAGCAUGAGGGUCUCGUGGCGGGCUGCCCCAGGCAACGUGCUUCAAUAUCAGGUGGCCUACAAACCUGACGGUGGGGAGAGGAAAGAAAUAAGUGUUAAAGGAGAGACAACAACUGCUGUGCUGAAAAAUCUGCUGCCGGACACGGAGUAUGAGCUGUUUGUUAGCGCACGUUACGUCUCUGGACUUGGCGCACCACUUAUGGGAACAGGCACCACGCUGGAAGAACUUGGUUCACCUUCGAAUCUGGUAACUUCAGACGUCACUGAGAACAGUUUUGUAGCAUCCUGGACCGCCGCCCCUGGAAACGUCCGUCUUUAUCGGGUCACCUGGAAAUCCCUCUUUUCAGAGGAAGCUGGCGAGAAGACUGUCCCCGGGGACGUAACCACCACUGUUCUGGACGGGCUGACACCAGAGACCCGCUACAAGGUUUCUGUCUACGCUGUCUACAGCCGUGCGGAGGGGGCGCCACUGCACGGAGAGGAGACCACAGAUGUGUCGGCCGCUACCAGAGCUCUUACGGUGUCAGAAGAAACAGAGAGGACCAUGAAGGUGACAUGGAUACCAGCACCUGGCAAUGUUGUCAAUUACAGGGUAUCAUACAAACCUCAGGGUGAUUUACGCCAAAUGGCCUCCAAAGCACCAGGAGGCACCAAUUCUAUAGUCCUGAGACGCCUGAUCCCCCAGACCACUUACGAUAUCACAGUGGUUCCCGUCUACAAGUUUGGGGAUGGAAGACAAAGGCAAGGAGAAGGAACUACAUUGUCUCAAUAUAAAGCUCCCAGAAACUUGCAAACUUCGGAGCCCACUAAAACCAGUUUCAGGGUGACCUGGGAUCAUGCUCCUGGAGAUGUAAAAGGCUACAAGGUCACUUUCCAUCCCACCGGAAAGGAAGUGGACCUGGGAGAGUUACUCGUAGGCCCCUAUGACAACACUGUGGUUCUGGAGGAACUAAGGGCCGGCACUAAGUAUACGGUAAAUGUGUUUGGUAUGUUUGAUGGAGGAGAGAGUAUGCCAUUGGCUGGAGAGGAGAAGACCACCCUCUCUGACGCAGCUUCUGAAAACCUCCCUUAUACACCUUCAGAUGCCCAGUGUAAAACCACGGCCCAAGCGGAUAUCGUCCUGCUUGUUGAUGGAUCUUGGAGCAUUGGUCGCCUGAACUUCAAGACCAUACGCAAUUUCAUUGCUCGCAUGGUGGGAGUCUUCGACAUCGGCCCCGAUCGUGUCCAGAUUGGUCUGGCACAGUACAGCGGAGACCCGAAGACUGAGUGGCAUCUCAAUGCUCACAGAACCAGGACUCAGCUGCUGGAUGCGGUGGCCAAUCUACCCUACAAAGGAGGAAACACUCUCACCGGCCUUGCUUUGAAUUACAUCCUUCAGAAUAACUUCAAGCCUAACGUUGGCAUGCGUCCAAACUCCAGAAAGAUCGGCGUCCUGGUCACUGAUGGCAAGUCCCAAGACGACAUUGUGGCGAACUCACAGAACCUGCGGGACCAAGGGAUUGAACUGUACGCCAUUGGUGUAAAGAACGCAGAUGAGAAUGAGUUGAGAACCAUUGCUUCCGAUCCCGAUGACAUUCACAUGUACAACGUGGCUGAUUUCUCCUUCCUGCUGGACAUUGUGGAUGACCUCACAAACAACCUGUGCAACAGCGUCAAAGGUCCAGGAGGAGGACCAGAGCCACCCACUGAUCUGACCACCUCAGAGGUCACACAUUACUCUUUCCGUGCCACUUGGGUGGCUCCUGACGGGCCUGUGGAGAAGUACAGAGUGGAGUAUGUGAGCACCGCUGGAGGAGAACCACAGCAACAGAUGUUUGUGGACGGGACGGUGACCACUGUGGUUUUGGAAGGUCUCACUCCGCUGACCGAGUACAUAGUAAAGGUUUACUCAGUGGUGGGAGAGGACAGCAGCGACCCACUCAGAGGCAUAGAGACCACAUUGCCUCUCAGUGCUGUGAGGAGCAUGAACAUCUACAAAGAGCGCUCCACCACCAUGAAUGUGAGAUGGGACGCAGCCACAGGGGCCACAGGCUACAUGCUUCUCUACAAGGCCCUUAACGCCACUGAACCCUCUGUGGAGCAGGAGAUGCGAGUGAAAGGAAUGGUCACUGACGUCCAGCUGAAGAAACUUCUCCCCAACACGGCCUACAGUGUUUCGCUCUUCGCCCUGCACGGCGAUUACGCCAGUGAACCUCUGAUUGAUCAAGGGGUGACCCUGCCUCUUCCUCCAUCCGGUGAGUUGAGGAUUACCGAUGUGACCCACAGCACCAUGCAGCUGGACUGGGACGCUGCGCCCGGCGCCGUCCGAAAGUACAUCAUCACUUACAAGCCAGAGGAGGGAGAGGCGAAGGAGCUUGAAGUUGACGGAGAUGUAACAUCUAGAGGCCUGGAUAAUCUCAUCUCCCAGACUGAAUAUGAUGUGGCUGUGACUCCGGUUUAUGAUUCGGGCACUGGAAACCCCAUGCUUAACCAGGCCAUUACAGAUGUGGUUCCUGCCCCGCAGAACUUGAGGUUCUCGAUGGUGACCCAGACCAGUUUUAGGGUUCACUGGGAGCACGGCGCUCCUGAUGUCUCCCUCUACCGUAUUGGCUGGAAAAAGAAAGGAACGACCGAGUUUCAAAAUGAUAUCCUGAGUAGUGAAGACACUACAUAUGAUCUGGUGGACCUGGAGCCAGACACACCUUAUGAUGUUUCGGUCACUGCCAUUUACCCUGAUGAGUCUGAGAGCGAGGAUCUGCUGGGCACUGAACGCACUUUGGCCAAGCUUGCUACACCACCUCCCAGUGGUCCUCCUCAAAACCUCCAGGUGUUCGACGAGACCACCACCUCCCUCACGACUAAGUGGGACCACGCGCCUGGACGAGUUCAGAACUACAAAAUCACCUACGUACCGCUUACUGGAGGACGAUCACAGUCGACGCAGGUCGGAGGAAAGAAAAACACAGUGAUCCUGCAGAAACUGACUCCAGACACUCCUUACUCCAUCACUGUUGCUGCGGUCUACGCCAGCGGAGAGGCCAGAGACAUUUCUGGCCAAGGAAAGACAUUGCCGCUGGGCAGUGUCAGGAAUCUUCAGGUCACUGACCCCACAGUUAGCACUCUGAAUGUGCGCUGGGAGCCGGCGGAGGGAAGCGUUCGCCAGUACAGGAUCUACUACCAGCCCGUCGCAGGGGGCGCAGAGGACAUGGUCCAGGUUCCUGGAAGCACCACCAGCACCGUUCUGAAGAACCUGCAAUCUGACACUCAGUACAGAGUGACGGUGGUGCCAGUCUACGCUCCUGGAGAGGGCAAGCGCAUGUCGGAGACCGGAAAAACACUGGUUCGGACCCCUGCCAAGAACAUCCAGGUUUACAACCCCACCACAAACACCCUGAACGUGCGCUGGGAGCCGGCCUCAGGACAGGUGCAGCAGUACCGCGUGGCUUACGCCCCUCUCUCCGGGAUCCGACCCUCUCAGUCGGUGCUGGUUCCAGGAAACACCCACACGGCUCUGCUGCAGCAGCUGGAAUCAGACACUGACUACUCUGUGAGUGUGGUGGCUCUGUAUGCUGAUGGAGAGGGCUCGUCUGUGUCUGAUAAUGGCAAAACACUGCCCCGCAGUGGCCCCAGGAACCUGCGGGUUUAUGAUCCCACCACCAGCACGCUGUCGGUGGGCUGGGAACAUGCAGAAGGGCCUGUGAUUCAGUACCGCAUUGGCUACGCACCCACCACUGGAGAUCCCAUUGAAGAAUUUACAACUGUCCCAGGCAACCGUAACUCGGUCAUCCUGCAAAACCUGCAGCCAGACACGCCGUACAACAUCAACGUAGAAGCCAUUUAUCAAGAUGGCCCUGGAGGACGACUCAGUGGAGAUGGAAAAACAUUGGAUCUCCUUGGGCCUCGUAACCUGCGUGUUUCAGACGAGUGGUACACACGUUUCCGAGUGUCCUGGGAUCCUGCAGCCGCACGGGUGAAUGGAUAUAAACUGGUCUAUACACCAGUGGGCACAACCGACACCAUGGAAGCCUUCGUUGGAGACGUGACUUCACACCACCUGAACAACCUCCAGCCUGGCACCACAUACGACCUGAAGGUUUACGCUCAGUAUGAUGCGGGCUUGAGCGGCGCUCUGGUCGGACAGGGAACCACCCUGUAUCUCAACGUGACCGACCUCACUUCCUACAACGUGGGCUACGACUCUUUCUGCAUCAGAUGGACUCCUCAUCGAGCUGCCACCUCCUACAGACUCAAAGUCAACCCUUUCAACCCAUCUCACCGUGGAGCUCAGGAGGUCACGAUCACUGCGGCUGAGAGCCAGUACUGUUUUGACGGCCUGACGCCAGACGCGCUAUACAACGCCACCGUCUACACGCAGACCCCCAACCGAGAGGGGCCCGGAGUCAGUGUCAAAGAGCGCACACUGGUGAAGCCCACCGUCGCCCCAACACUACCUCCAACUCCUCCACCUCCAGCCACCAUUCCUUCUGCACUCGAGGUGUGCAAAGGUGCCAAGGCUGACCUGGUGUUCCUGAUCGAUGGCUCGUGGAGUAUCGGAGAUGACAGCUUCGCUAAAGUCCGGCAGUUUGUGUUCAGCAUGAUUGGGGCGUUUGAUGUGGUCAGCCAUGAGGGCAUGCAGGUGUCUUUCGUGCAGUACAGCGACGACGCCAAAACUGAGUUCAAGCUCAACACCUACCACGACAAGGGAAUGGUGCUGUCUGCUCUUCAGAUGGUCAAUUAUAGAGGAGGAAACACCAAAACAGGUGCUGCACUGAAGCAUGUUGGAGAAAAAGUGUUCACCUCGGACAAUGGCAUGAGGAGAACCGUUCCCAAGGUACUGGUUGUGGUGACCGAUGGACGUUCUCAAGAUGACGUGAAGAAGAGCGCUGCUAAACUACAGCAUGCAGGUUACAGUGUGUUUGUGGUGGGUGUCGCUGACAUUGACGUUAAUGAACUGAGGAACAUUGGAAGCAAGCCCAGUGACAGACACGUCUUUAUCGUCGACAACUUCGAUGCUUUCGCCAAGAUCCAAGACAACCUGAUCACGUUCAUCUGUGAAACGGCAACGUCCACAUGCCCUUUGAUUUACCUCAAUGGAUUCACAUCACCAGGCUUCAGGAUGCUGGAAGCUUUCAACAUCACUGACAAGACCUACGCAGGCAUGAACGGCGUCUCUCUGGAAACCGGCUCCUUCAACAGCUUCAUCGCAUACAGACUCCAUAAGGACGCCUUCAUUUCCCAGCCAACAAAGGAAAUCCAUCCAGAUGGUCUUCCUCCAUCCUACACCCUCAUCCUCCUCUUCCGUCUGCUCCCGGACACCGGCAAGGAUGCGUUUGAUUUAUGGCAGAUCUCAGAUAAGAACAAUAACCCUGAGGUCGGGCUCACCAUUGACCCCUCCAGCAGAGUGAUCUCCUUCUACAAUAAAGACACUAGAGGGGAAAUUCAGAAAGUCUCCUUUGAUAACGACCACGUGAAGAAGAUUUUCCACGGCAGUUUCCACAAGCUUCACAUUUCUAUUUCGCCGAAAAAUGUCAAACUCAACAUCGACUGCCAAGAGGUGGCUGAGAAACAGAUCAAAGCAGCCAACAACGUCUCCACAGAUGGCUACGAAGUCCUUGGAAAAAUGACAAAGUCUGGCGGUUCAAAGAAGCAGUCGGCCACAUUCCAGCUCCAGAUGUUUGAUAUUGUCUGCAGUUUGGGCUGGACAAGUCGAGACAAAUGUUGUGAUAUUCCAGCAAUGCGAGAUGAAGCCAAGUGUCCUGCUCUUCCUCACUCCUGCACAUGUGCUCAGGACAGUGUUGGUCCUCCAGGCCCAGCGGGUCCUCAAGGCAGUCCUGGUACAAAAGGCCCACGAGGCGAGAGAGGAGAGUCUGGUCCUACGGGUCCAAUGGGUCCACGUGGAGAGCAGGGUCUGCCAGGGCAGAUGGGGCCACCGGGUCCACAGGGCCCCAAUGGACUAUCCCUUCCCGGAGAACCAGGGCGACCGGGACCUAAGGGAGACCCCGGUGACUCAGGUUUACCUGGACAGAGAGGCCCGGUUGGCGCUGCAGGUCCACUCGGCCCUGUUGGACCCGCUGGAGCAAGAGGUCCACCAGGAAGUGAAGGCCCAUCUGGACCAAGAGGUCCAUCGGGACCAAUGGGACCACCGGGAGCUCCCGGAAUGCCAGGAAUCACCGGAAAACCAGGAAAACCCGGAGACACUGGCUUUCCUGGACCUGUUGGCAUGAAAGGAGAGAAGGGUGAAAGAGGAGACACUGCGUCACAGAAUAUGAUGCGCUCUGUAGCGAGACAAGUCUGCGAACAGCUAGUCAGCAGACAAAUGAGCAGAAUUGAUAUGAUGAUGAACCAGAUCCCCAGCAACUACAGGAGUAACAGCCCCGGCCCCGCUGGACCUCCAGGCCCACCUGGAAACCAGGGACCCCAUGGAGAGCCUGGUCAGCCCGGACCCAAUGGCUUCCCAGGAAAUCCAGGUUUACCAGGCUCUCCUGGAGAAAGAGGAGUGCCUGGAGAGAAGGGUGAACGAGGCAGCCCCGGCAUUGGCACUCGAGGACAGAGAGGAUUACCUGGACCUCCUGGGCCACCAGGGCAGUCUCAGACCGGUCCCCCUGGUCCCUCAGGCUCACCCGGGCCCCGAGGACCACCAGGACAACAUGGUUCUUCUGGAGUCACAGGACCACCAGGACCUCCAGGAUACUGUGACUCCUCUCAGUGCGGCAUGCCUUACAACGGACAAGGCUACCCAGGUUUUGCGUAGUAUGCUAUCUAGACUGCCUGAUCCUUUACACAUCCCGAGAUUAGCACUCACUCUUGAGCUAAUAAGGAUAACCACCAUGGAUAUGAUUGCUGCACAUUUGCUGACCAACUCUUUAAAAAUCGAUCAAUCAAACCAAAGGACUGGACUGCCACUAACACCAGCUGAGCGCUUCUAUAUCAUACUGGAGCCAGUGAUGGUUGCAUCUAGAUGAGCGAGAGAGCUGAGGACGCAUGUCAAACUACUAACAGCGGUAGAUGGUGACAUGACUGUACACAAAACUAAUCGUGCCUUGUAAAUGUUCUGGAUGACCCAGUGGGCUACAGUUAACGGCAGUCGUCACGCUUGUGCCUGAUAACUUGCUUCUCGCUGACGUUUCACGUUUAUUCGUGGUUUCGGUUUAUAUGUAUAGGCAACGCUCAGGUUCAAAACGCAGUGUGUGCCAUUAGUAUAGUCAACCAUGAAUUCUUAUAUAUUUUUUUGAUUUAUAUAUGUGUAUAAUACCUCACAAAGAUCCAAUUUGUUUGUUUAUUUUAACGCGAGUGUGUUAGAUUAGUAAUAGUUUAUUGACAAAUCCAACGCAAAGUUGUUGACAACUUCCGUAUGGGUUUUGUGUUUGGUUAAUAUAGAUGUUCUGUAUUACUUUUUCGAUAAUUAACGCUAAAAAUGAAAAUGAUUUGUUAAAAUGACGCACAUGCUCAGCUGGCCAAAUAAUAUUUCCAAGCAGGCCCCUACCAGCCCGGGUCUGAAACCUACGUAGUGCCCAUACCAGCCGCGCCAUCGGAAGAUAUCGAGACACAGUCGCCAGGAUUGCGCUACCAGCGCGGAAAAAGGUCGCUAUCAAGAAAGGAAGCCGAAAGAAUCAAAACAUAAACGUGGAAGUGUGUCCGUCAAAAACUGCAAGCCUCCUUCGUUUUGGUCGAUUGAGGAGGCUGUCGUACCAAACCUGUGUGUUCGCUGAUGUUUGCUUGUAACAUAACUGCAUUUUUUGUAUUUGUAAGAAUCUCAUGUUCAGUACUAGGUCCUAUAAACACUCAUGAACUGAUUCCUUGCACAUAUGAAAGUUUGCAAACGUGCUUCUCUCUUUCUCGAGGAAAGCGGCUAAAUCGGUUCGACUUCCCUUUAUUCUCCCUUUAGACCUGGCUUUUGUUAUUCUAAACCCUAUAUUUACCUGUCGUAUACCAGCUCACACCAAAAAAAAAAGAGGAAUUGCAUGCCUGUGUUGUAUAUUUAGUAAGGACGUUUACCAUCAGAAUAUAGUUGUUCGUUUCAGUGAUAUCCCUUGAAAUGCAGUUGGAAUUCGUUGCAAGUCCUUCGACAUAGAAGAUCUUUUUUUGUUUCCAUGUCUGAAUUGCACAGUGUGAAUUCCACAGCCUUAUUUUCUUAUUUAUUUCUGAAUCAGAAGAGGCAUUUUUCAAUAAAACUACUGAAAAUGUUGAA